Pediculus humanus corporis (human body louse) is the source of this 2037-nucleotide messenger RNA. Its product is annotated as DEAD box ATP-dependent RNA helicase, putative. The record is from RefSeq and is a predicted model, not a curated record. Gene Ontology annotation, cellular component: nucleus; ribonucleoprotein complex; cytoplasm. The transcript has 11 exons. NCBI's taxonomy places the organism in Eukaryota, Metazoa, Arthropoda, Insecta, Psocodea, Pediculidae. Gene Ontology annotation, molecular function: RNA binding; ATP binding; RNA helicase activity. The coding region runs from base 1 to 2037 and encodes 678 amino acids.
AUGCCCUUUCCUGAUUUUUUAAAAUUAAAUCGAAAACUUUUUCGAUUUAGGUUUAAGUCAAGAGAACAAAGCAGAGGAGUUAUACGAAGAGGUGGAGGAAGAAGACCUUUAAAUAGAUUUGACAGAGGAUUUAGAAAUGAUAAGUUAAAAAAAAAUCAUUUUCAAUGUAAACAUAAUUUUAAAAAUAAUAUUAAUAAUGAAACUUACAAUUCUGAAAAAUUACCCAAACCAAAAUGGAAUUUAUCUAAUCUUCAACCCUUUAAAAAGAACUUUUAUACACCUCACAGAGAUAUAUCUAAUAGAUCGAAUAAUGAAAUUAAUCAAUAUAGAAAUGAUAUGGCAAUGACUAUAAUAGGAAAAGACAUACCUUACCCUAUAACAAGGUUUCAAGAAGCUAAUUUUCCAGACUACAUAAUGAAUGUUAUCAGGAAACAAGGAUUUACAGUACCAACUCCUAUUCAAGCUCAAGGAUGGCCCAUUGCCUUAAGUGGAAAAGAUAUUGUUGGCAUUGCUAAAACCGGAUCAGGGAAGACAAUUGCGUAUAUGCUACCAGCUAUAGUUCAUAUUCAUAAUCAACCUCCAUUAGAACUAAACGAUGGUCCCAUAGCCCUAAUAUUGGCUCCAACUCGAGAAUUGGCUCAGCAAAUUCAAUCAGUGGCCAAUGAUUUUGGUGAAGCCACCAGAAUUCGUAAUAGUUGCAUAUUUGGUGGAGCUCCUAAAGGCCCUCAGUUUCGAGAUUUAGAAAGUGGAGUGGAAAUCGUUAUAGCUACACCUGGAAGAUUAAUUGAUUUUUUAGAAAAGGGAACUACUAAUUUAAGGCGAUGUACAUAUCUUGUGUUGGAUGAAGCUGAUAGAAUGUUGGAUAUGGGUUUUGAGCCACAAAUUCGUAAAAUUGUGGAACAAAUAAGGCCUGAUCGACAAGUUUUAAUGUGGUCAGCUACUUGGCCUAAAGAAGUUAGAGCACUCGCAGAAGAUUAUUUAACUGAUUAUAUUCAGCUAAACAUAGGAUCUCUUCAGUUAUCUGCAAACCAUAAUAUUUUACAAAUUGUUGACGUUUGUCAAGAACAUGAAAAAGAAAACAAGUUGCGUCAGCUUCUUCACGAAAUAGGAUCUGAAAAAGAAAAUAAAACAAUUAUAUUUGUAGAAACAAAAAGAAAAGUCGAUAAUAUAACUCAAAUAUUAAGAAAAGAUGGAUGGCCGGCUUUAAGUAUUCACGGUGAUAAAAAUCAACAAGAGAGGGACCACGUAUUAACUCAAUUUAGAAAUGGAAGAGCUUCCAUAUUGGUUGCGACCGAUGUUGCAGCAAGAGGAUUGGAUGUCGAAGACGUCAAGUUUGUUAUUAUAUUCGAUUACCCAUCUUCUCUUGAAGAUUAUAUACAUAGAAUAGGACGAACGGGACGUUCGGAACAAACCGGGACCGCCUACGCAUUUUUUACUCCCCAUAACGUAAAACACGCAAAUGCUUUAAUUAACGUUUUAGAAGAAGCUGAUCAAAUAGUCAAUCCGAAAUUAGUCGAAAUGGCUAAAAUUGGACAAGGAGGGUCCAAUAAAUCGAAAUUUUGCAGUAAAUCUUUACCGAAACCUUUACCCGGUCACGAAGGUUCUGCUGGUUUCCAAUCUGGAAUUGGAAGGUCAGUCCCGAGGACAACAAAUCGAGGAUUAACAACAAAUUCCGUUGGUCGAACUCUAAUGGCGGAUAACAAUCACGGUCACAUAAAAAAUUUAAAAAGUAUAAUAAAUAGUAGUAAAAAUCGAUUGGGCGGUGGACGGGGAGGAGGAUCCAAUUCGAGAAAUUUGAUUCGAAAUACUUUGAGAAUGAACGGCAUGAAAAGAAGUUGUAAUAAUUACGAAAACGAUAUUCGAUCCUCAGGUUCGAACAUACACAAUUUGAUGUCACCAUCAUCUCAUUUCGUAUUCGAAUCUCAUGGAAAUUAUUAUAAUAAUUAUCAAACCAAUCAAGGAUAUUGCAGCGGAGGAGGAGGAGGACAGCAAAACAGCGGAAGACAAAAUUACGGUUAUUCAACGACGCUCGUGUGA